CUAGACCAGGCAGAUGCUCUGUGCAGGCAUAAUAGAGCAGUCACGGAUACCAGAACCUCCUGCAAAAGGGCCAACAGCCACCAAACUGCACAGCAGGAGAAGACUUGCACAGAUUCACCAUUGAAGAUCUUCAACUUGAGGAUACUGCAGUCAAGCUGGUUUUCUGAAAGACCGACGAGACCUGGACAGUUUGUUGGACUUUGUUGUCUGAAGCCGUUGGGUGAGUCAGCUCAGGCGGAACCAUCAUGCGGAGCAGGAACCCCAGUGUGGCCCCCUGCCUCCUCACAGCCCUGAUUCUGGUUCUGGGGCCCUUGGGGGGGACCCAGGCCUGCCAGGAGAGCCGGGGGGAGCGGGGCCUGGUGCUGGACUGGUUGAGGCAGCAGAUUCUGGCCAGAAUGGGCCUGGAGGAGGCUCCUGUCCCUGGGGUCGGGCCAGAGGGAGCCACAGGGGAGGGGGAGGGCCCGGUGGCCCAGCGGAUACACAGGCCCAGGGUGGGGCGGGCAGCUUGGUCUGAGGGCUGGCAGGCUCCCCAGGACUCUUCCCAGGUCAUCCUGUUCCCCAGCUCAGACUCCACCUGCACUCCCAGCUCAGCGCCCCCCUCCCCUGGAGCCUCUAGCUUCACCUACUACUUCCAGCCCUCCACCCACUGCCUGGAGUCCAGCCUCACCUCCGCACACUUCUGGUUCUACUCGGGCCCCGGGCCCCAGACGCCCAACACCUCGGUCCCGCUGUACGUCCUCACCGCCGGGCAGCAGCUGCUGCAGGCCGCCCCAGACCCGGAGAGCCUGGAGGAGGACGGCUGGAGCAGGUACCGCCUGGGGCCCCACGUACUCCCCUCCCUGAGCCAGGGGCCCUUCGUGCUCCAGGUCAGGUGCCCUACCUGCACCUGCUCCACCCAGGCCGAGCAGACGCCCUUCCUGCACCUCCACACCCGGCCCCGGGCCCCCGACCGGGCCCGGCGGUCCUCCGUCCCGUGGUCUUUGUCGGCCCUGGACCGGCUGCAGAGGCCCUCGAAGGACGGCGGGGACUACCAUGACUGCCACCACGAGGAGCUCAACAUCUCCUUCCACGAGCUGGGCUGGGAGAACUGGAUCGUGCACCCCAAGGUGUUCACCUUCCACUACUGCCAGGGCAACUGCUCCAGCCAGGACCGCAUCACCACGCUGAUGGGCAUCCGCCAGUGCUGCGCGCCCCUGCCCGGCACCAUGAAGCCCCUGCGUGUGCGCACCACCUCCGACCGCGGCUACUCCGUCAAGUACGAGACCCUGCCCAACAUCAACGCCGAGGACUGCACCUGCAUCUAGGGCCAGACAUGGCUACACGCCUAUACUAAACGUGCGUUUCAUCAACUGUUUAGAAUUAACCAGGCUUUCCUGAUAAUGGAAUUGCAUGCACUGUCUUUUUUUUUUCUUUUUUA
This is a messenger RNA of Conger conger (European conger), 1417 nucleotides long. It is a transcript of the gene inha, whose product is annotated as inhibin subunit alpha. The transcript is spliced from 2 exons. The record is from RefSeq and is a predicted model, not a curated record. Gene Ontology annotation, cellular component: extracellular region. Gene Ontology annotation, biological process: SMAD protein signal transduction. Bases 246 to 1304 code for a protein of 352 amino acids. Lineage: Eukaryota; Metazoa; Chordata; Actinopteri; Anguilliformes; Congridae. Gene Ontology annotation, molecular function: cytokine activity; growth factor activity.